CCUGCCUUGAAAGAGGUGAAGAGUUUUUCACAGUUCAAGGUUUGCUUUCAGUGACAGCGAUUUGCUUAGUCGGGUUUUGAGAGCCUGGUAUACGGGUUACUGAGGCGGAAAGCCCCGCUGUAGAGAGCCAAUAUGAUGAACAUGUGGAAAGUCCGGGAGUUGGUUGAUAAAGCAACCAAUGUGGUGAUGAACUAUUCCGAGGUCGAGUCCAAGGUGAGGGAGGCCACAAACGAUGACCCCUGGGGACCUUCGGGACAGCAGAUGGGAGAGAUCUCCAGAUGUACAUUCAUGUACGAACAGUUUCCAGAGGUGAUGAACAUGCUGUGGACCAGGAUGCUCAGGGACAACAAGAAGAACUGGAGGAGGGUCUACAAGUCUCUGCUAUUGCUGGCCCACCUCAUCAGGAACGGUUCCGAGAGGGUUGUCACCAGCGCCAGGGAACACAUCUAUGACCUCCGAUCUCUAGAGAGCUAUCACUUUGUCGACGACAACGGUAAGGACCAGGGAGUGAAUGUGCGUCAGAAGGUGAAGGAGAUGGUUGACCUGAUCCAGGAUGACGACAGGCUGAGGGAGGAGAGGAAGAAAGCCAAGAAGAACAAAGACAAAUACAUCGGCGUCUCCUCUGACAGCAUGGGGGGCGGGUUCAGCAGAUACUCAGGUGAGCGGUAUGACUCUGGUGGCUCGGGUAUGGAAGGCAGCAGGGGGAAGUGGGAUGAGGACUGGAAGAAAGACCAAGGCCAGUUCCCCUUCAGUGAGAAGCUCGGGGAGAUCAGCGACAAGAUCGGCAGCACCAUCGAUGACACCAUCAACAAGUUCAGGAAGCAGGGCAGAGACAGCUCACCGGACAGAUUCAGUGACCACGAGGAGGAGCGAGAACGCCCGUCACGGAAUGGCCAGUCUGGGAGAUCAGAGUUCAAAGAUGAGGAGGAAACCGUGACGACCAAGAGUGUCCAAAUCGUCCAGGCAACAGAAACCACGGCAACCAGGAAGAAAGGCGGGGUUCCAUCCAAAAAGGUUGACCUCGGAGCCGCGGCCAACUACACGGGAGACAGGAGCCCCAACACCACCUCCAAGCAGACUCCGUCCCCAGCAGUACCCAAGGUCUCCAGUAGUGGUCUGGCUGACCUGUUGAUGGUGGAUACUGGGACCAGCCAGCCUGCAGCAGUCAUAGACCUCAUAGGGGGCUUUGCUGACUUCUCCUCUCCUGCUGCCUCUGUCAGCCUCUCCACGGCACCUGCCUCCACUGGGAACGGUGACUUUGGGGACUGGAAUGCUUUUCCCGACGGCCAGGUCCCUGUUCCCUUCGCCCAGCCCGUGGCCCCCAGCAACACGGACCUGUUUGGGUCACUGUCUGCUGGCCCCGCCCCUUCCGCUGGCCCGGCUCCUGCCUCUGCUGACCUGUUUGAUCUGAUGGGUCCGGUCCAGACCCAGACUCUCUCUGCCUCCCAGAGCCUCAACUUUAACAUGACCAGCACACAGUGUCUCGGCUCCACCAUUCCACAGUCCAGAUCACUGCCCUUCCAGGCGAUGGGCGGUCCAUUGCAGCCCCAGCAGCAACAGCAGCAGCAGCAGCAGCAAGGCAUGAUGGGUACCCAGGUGUCCUCGGGGUCAGCAAUCCCCUCCACCUGGUCCGACUCCUCGGUCAACAUCAGUCUGGACUUUCUGGCCCCCGGCGUGCAGCCGCCCAAACCGGCCCAGCCCACGCUCAAUACACUCCAAGGAAGCCAGCCCCUCUCGCCCGUCAACAUGCUGUCCCAGGGAUUCGCUGGCAUGGGCCUUGGCCCCGCCCCCAUCAGGCUGCCUACAACUCCCAUGAUGCACCCCGGUGCUAUGAUGGGCAUGACCCCCACCCAAGGGCUGAUGGGAAUGAGUAUGAACAUGGGCACCAUACCUCCGACUAACAUGGCCAUGGGAAUGGGAAUACCGGGUCCUAUGGGCAUGGGGGUGCCGGUCAUGUCAAUGGGCACUGGCAUGGUACAGCAGCAACAGCCCAAGCAAGGAUUGGACGCCUUUGCAGAUUUCGGCAACUUCAUGAAGUGAAAGAUGAAGAGGUGACAUGACUGAGAGGAAGAGGGUUGUUGCCGUUUCUUUCUCUCCGUCUGUCCAUCCGACUGUCCGUGAAGGAUUGAAGAGCUGCAAACAAAGAGUACUUGAAUGAUGUCAGAUAUCAAAAACCGGCCACCACCCCUCCAAUUGCUGUUUGUUUCUUUUCUUUUUCUUUUUUAAGUAAUGUAUAGAGAUUAAUAUACAUGAAUGUAUGUUUUAAUCAGUUGUAGCUUGGAACCAAGGACACACAAAAUACAGUAAUGGUUCUGUGCUGUUGGUUUUAGAUCAGAGAAAGUAUAUUAAAAAAAAACAAACGGUGAGAGCAACCUGAAUCUUGUUUCAACAGAAUGUCACAGGUGUUAUGCUUUUCUUUACUAAUCAAAUGAGAUGCCCACAGUAUCUGACUUGUAGUUUUAAAGUAACCCCACCCCAGAAAUACCCCACAUCUUUUCAAGAAUGUAAAGUUAGACUUGUUCUUCCUUCCCAACACCUGUAAAUAUUACUUUGGUGCGACAGACAAAUAAGUUAUUGAGUACUUGAUGAAGAUGUUGUGAUGCCGUGACGAGUUAUCGAUUGGACAAAAUCUGAGGUAUUUCAAGAUGUGGCUCUGGCAAACUACAUUGUCAGGAAGUCAGUCUUUAAUAAUACUUGGUUUAUAUUACAGCAUCCGUGCUCCCAACAUGGAGUUUCUUUUCAAUAGUAGACUUAACAAAUUGAUCAAUGAAUUGUUGAUUGACGGGUGGAUUUAAUAACUGAAUGAAUGAGAUGAAUGACAAACUGUUAAAUUAAGAAGCUGUUGUGAUUAUACCACGCAGAUCUCAUUUGUGGCCUUUCUUAUGCGUAUAUUUUUUUAAUGAAAUAUGAGAAUUUCUUUCCUUGCAUCCAAAUAAGAUAAUCAGUAGGUAUAGGUAACCUCUCGUGGGGUUGUGUUCUUUAAAUAUGGCACAUGGUGCCUGUAUAACAGAGGCCUUUUUCUUUCAUUCUAACUUCAUACACUAUACAGUGUUGAUUACAGUGGGUGGGCAGAAUCUGGGAACCUUUUGCCAUUAUGGAGCCUAGAGCACAGGGCAGUAUGUGUUCGUGUUAAGGCUCCAUCUAUCCACUGUUCCUCUGGGGUAAGGUGAAGUUGCUCCUAGAUGCUGGUCUUGGGUCAGUUGGGCAUGUUUUCCCAUUUAUGUUUAUAGUUAGGAUUCUGAGAAGGAAAGCUGAUUCUUGAUCUGUGCUUAAUGGAGUCUUAACCCCCUGUUGCUAUAGUAGAUUUUUCACAGUCCAGGUCUAGGUCUUGUAAAGGAUUUGUUGGUCUCUAUUUCUUCUGGCUCUAUCCCGUAUUGUAACCAAUUGACUUCAUAGUGCACUAUAUAGAAAAUGGGGUGCAAUUUGGGAUAGACUCUUUGUGUAACAUGUUGAAGUCAGCAGCAUCUCCACUAUGCCAGAGUCUCUCCCAUGUAUACUGAGUCUGGACUUCUGUCUGGACUUCUGUCUCUGUGCUUUGAGGUUGACACAUUUGAGUAGACUUCAUGAAAUUCCCAGGUUUCCCAGAAAUCCGGGUUGGAAAUUCCGAGCAAUCUCAUGGGGAAAACCUGAGAAUUUAGAACUUUACUUGGGUUUGGCAACACUAGCUCCACUUCCAUGCCGGUCUCUAAAUCCUGGUGGGAGCCACUCUUAUUCAGUGACAUGAAGGUGUUUAGUUUUGUACCCAACAGGGUAGCCUGAAAUCCACAAUGUUGCAUAUUAACAUUCCACUCAUUGAACUGUCCGGUUUGGCACGUACUAGCAGGGAGUCUACUGAGUGGAAUGAUUACACAAACAUUUGUACUCUGGGGUGGUAUUCAGUCAGCACCAUUUUCUGUGUGGGUUUGUGCCUACCCUGGCUAUAAGUAUAUAUAUCCACACACACCGUAGCCUUCUGUUCUUUCUGAGACCGAAUCUGAAACAAGACAUUCCCUGUUUGAAAUGACCAAAAUCAAAAUCUAUCGACUCUUUGCUUUGUUUUCUAAGAGGAAUUGUUUUUAUUCUUUGGUUUUAGUUUUUCUACUACUUCUGAUUCUUCCCAGGUCUUCUGUAAAGUGGAAUUGUUACUGGAAAAGAAAACACUACGUUUAUGCAAAUGUAUACAAGAAAAUAAGCAUAACCAACGAGAGAAGCCUUCAGAUAUUGUAAAAAUGUUUUUCUGUUUUCUUUUUUUUUCACAUUCAGAUCCUUUUAUCUACAAGAUUAAACAGUUGAUUACA
Messenger RNA from Esox lucius (northern pike), 4277 nucleotides. It is a transcript of the gene clint1a, whose product is annotated as clathrin interactor 1a. Gene Ontology annotation, molecular function: clathrin binding; phospholipid binding. The record is from RefSeq and is a predicted model, not a curated record. Gene Ontology annotation, cellular component: endosome; plasma membrane; clathrin vesicle coat. Bases 133 to 2040 code for a protein of 635 amino acids. Lineage: Eukaryota; Metazoa; Chordata; Actinopteri; Esociformes; Esocidae. The transcript is spliced from 12 exons. Gene Ontology annotation, biological process: endocytosis.